CUUCGUCUGCAGGCAACCUGCAGGCCUCUGCAGGCCAACCGUUUCCAUCGGGCUCUCUUUUCAUAACGGCUCGGCCACAGUCAGCAGCGAUAUCAAUCUCUACCAAAGGCAGCAACUGUAGCCAUGUCUGGCUGAGCUGCACGCGUGCGGUGCCGGCGGAAGCUCGAGUGACGCUCACUGAAGUCACAGAGGCUCGCCAUCAUGAUACUUAAGUUAGUAACCGUGGAGGACUGUUCGCGUUAUCCCUGCUCGAGUCAGAGUGUUCCCAUGCAUCCCUAUCCGAGGCCGCUCUAUGGGUCACAUCAUACUCGGUGGAACAGCCUGCCUGGGGGUGGUCGCGGACGACGGUAUAUAAAGAGCAGUUCAAACAGAGAGGGCCCAAGCACCGGAGCAUCUAGUAGCGACUUUGACUCUGAAUCACCGGAGACGCAACCCAAACAAUGAACAGCACUCUAAACACCUCCAUCCUCAUUGCUGGUGCAGGCCCCUCGGGCUUGGUGCUCGCGCUCGCGCUCGUGAAGAACGGCGUAAAAGUGCGCAUCAUUGACAAGGAGCCGUUCUAUCGCCCUGGUCAGCGUGGCGCCGGCAUACAGCCUCGAACUCUCGAGAUCUUCAACUACCUCGGCGUCCUCGAUGACAUGCGGGCCAAGGGAAUCAUUGCGCCAACGCAGCGCCGCGUGUACAAGUUGCCGGGUGGAGUCGAGCCUCUGAAGACAGUCAACAUGCUACAGUACGACGAACCGACCCCCUCCACGCCGAUCAUCGCUCACCGUUCAGCCACCCUGAGAAAGGCCAAUGGUAUCCACAUUGGUCAGGAGAAUAGCGAAGCGAUCCUGCGAGCCCACCUCGCGAAGUACGGCUGCUCGGUUGAACUCGGGACCGAAUUGCGCGAUCUUGAACAGUACCCCGACCACAUCGUCGCUCACGUCGCCAGGAAGGCUGGUGAUGCGGAGAAGAUGGACACGAUCACCUGCCACUUCUUGGUCGGGACUGACGGAGGCAGAGGAGUCACCCGGAAGUUACUCGGCCUGACCUUCGAGGGAGAAACCCGCGCUCAGCACACUUUGGCGAGCGAGAUUGAAAUCUUCAAUCUGGACCGGAACUGGUGGCAUCAAUGGGGCGACAUGUCGACGAUCUACUGCAUGAUGCGUCCGACAGAGACACCCAAUUCGUUCUAUGUCGCCCUUGGUGGCAACAUCGACUACGAGAAGCUCGAGUCAGACAAGGACGAAUUCGUCAAGGCCAUCUACGCCGCUACCGACCGGUACGACUUGCAAUUUGGGAAGCGCCACUGGAUCUCGGAUUGGCGCCCGAACAUUCGCAUGGUGAACAAGUUCCGCGAAGGGUGUGGCUUCGUCGCCGGAGACGCCGCGCACGUUCACAGUCCGACGGGAGGCCAAGGCCUAAACUCCAGCGUGCAAGACUCGUUCAACCUGGCCUGGAAGCUCGUCCUCGUCGCGAAAGGCUGGGCUUCCCUCGACCUGCUCGACACCUACACCGAGGAGCGCCUCCCGGUCAUUGCCGCCAUGCUGCAAGAGAGCACCGCGCUCCUUAACGCUCUGCAAACCUCGAAGACAAGCGGCAAGGACGACACGGCGUGGAAGCGCGAGAGGCUGCUGAAGAUGCUCGGCAUCAACUACCGCUGGAGCUCUAUUGUCGUGGACGAGCGCGCGGAGAAGCCGAAGGAACCGGUCGACGUCUAUGGCGGCGAGACGGGUGGCGAUCUGCGCGCGGGCGAUCGUGCGUUGGACGCUCCGGGCUUGGUCGUUAUCGACGGGUCUGGCGACCAACAGGCUACGCUGUCGUUCUUCAGCAUCUUCCGUCCGAUGUACCACACCGUCCUCCUCUUCACCCCGGAUGGCAGCGUCGUGCAGCCCAUCCUCGAGGAGCUGAAGCGCUACCCCACUGGUAGCGUGAAGACCGUUGUCGUCUAUCCUCGCGAUGCGGCGGAUGUAUCCACCGUUGUUGAGGCUGACUUCACCGCUGUGGACAACGAGGGCCAUGCGUACGCGGCGUACGGCGUGUCUAUUGAGCGUCCCGCGACGGUCGUUAUUCGCCCUGACGGUGUGGUGGGUGCGAUUGUGUUUUGCCUUGAUGGGUUGAAGGCGUACAUGACUGCCGUGUUCUCCGCACUCUAGUAUGGCCCGUCCAACGGAACUCGCCCCUAAGAAAUGUAUACAUGCUACGUCGACUUGGAUUGCAAUACAGUGGUGAUGAUUGAGAGAAA
This is a messenger RNA of Rhodofomes roseus, 2227 nucleotides long. Its product is annotated as monooxygenase. The transcript has 11 exons. NCBI's taxonomy places the organism in Eukaryota, Fungi, Basidiomycota, Agaricomycetes, Polyporales, Fomitopsidaceae. Gene Ontology annotation, molecular function: FAD binding. The record is from RefSeq and is a predicted model, not a curated record. The coding region runs from base 441 to 2138 and encodes 565 amino acids.